CAACGUUGAUACCACCUUGAACAAUCACCAUGGAAUUCCGGCUUGUGCUUGCCUUUGCUCUUUUCUUCUUUGGUCUUGUCGACGCGCAUACUGUGAUAGUUUACCCUGGUUAUCGAGGGAAUAACCUCUUAACCAACGGAACCAUCGAGGAGGCAAAUGGCCUCGGCGUCGCAUCGCAGAAUGACUCUCUAACCUACCCAUACGGCAUGCAAUGGAUUUAUCCAUGCGGCGGCAUGCCCACUUCAACCAACCGUACAAAAUGGCCCAUCCGCGGCGGCGCCAUCUCCCUCCAACCGGGCUGGUUUCCCGGUCAUUCCUCGGGGUUCCUCUACAUGAACAUGGGAUUCGGCACUGUCCCAGCCAACAUGAGCAACGCCAUGAUUAAGCCGUUUGCCUUCGAAGGGCCCAGUAACCUGCCGUACCCGGGGACGAUCUGUUUGCCGCAGGUGCCGUUGCCGGCAGGGCAUACAGUGAAGGUUGGCGAUAAUGCGACGAUUCAGGUGGUGUUGGCGGCGCAACAUGGAGCUUCUUUGUAUAAUGUAUGUUCCCUUUUUUGCAACUUGUGUAUCGAUAUUACAUUCGCAGAGCCAGAAGACGUCGCGGAGGUGACGCGGGAUAACUGCUUCAAUUCGAGCGAUAUAACAUUCCAGGAUAUCUAUCGGACAGCGCCGUUGAAUCAGUCUGGAUCGGGAGCAGGGCAGGUUGUAAGAGCGCGAUGGGUGGAAUUGGUGCCAUUGGUGGUGGCGGUGGUAGUCGGGUUGUGGUGAUUUUAUACCUGAUUUUUUUUUAUGCUUACUAGUUCAUACCCC
Molecule: messenger RNA, 809 nt
Organism: Aspergillus ruber CBS 135680
Lineage: Eukaryota; Fungi; Ascomycota; Eurotiomycetes; Eurotiales; Aspergillaceae
Product: copper acquisition factor BIM1-like domain-containing protein
Exons: 3
Coding region: 30-767 (245 amino acids)
Source: RefSeq, a predicted model, not a curated record